AUGGCCAGGUUAGUACAGCCUCCACCGAAGUACACUCCCGAAGAAUGGCACGCUUCGAACCAUCUUCAAUAUUUCAAUGCUGAACGGGAACGCGCUGCAGCAGAAAGGCUUCGAGAUGAAAGCUUUCGACUCGCUCAUGAAACCGAAGUUCGUACGACACAAACUCAAAUGGAUGUCAAUAAGAAGCUUGAACAGCGAAUCACUGAUAUAGGUUUUUGGAAAUCAGAGUUAGAUCAGAAGCAGGAAGAAACAGAAGACGAAAUCUCCACCUUACUUCAGUUCAAAGCCCGAGUAGAGAAAGCUUUGGCAGAUACAGAACUCCCUCUUAUGAUCGCUCAACAAUGUCUGGUCAACCGCGAAAGGCGAAUGAAAGUUGAUCUCGUCCACGACAAUGUGGAAAUGCAACUUCAAAAGGUAAUAAAGCGAUUUUGCGUUUCAUAUUUAACCAAUUUCUCAAAAUAUUCGAUGAAUGGUUUUUUUAAUGCGAUCGAUUUUUGUAGGAGGUGGAGGUUAUUGAAGGAGUGCAAGCCCUGUUACAGAGAACUCUUGAACAAGCAACUGAGCAAAUAAGGCAAGUCCGCCAAUGGUUAUUCUUUGUAUAUAUCUAGAUCGUAGAUUUUCUGUUGAAAUCGCUUAUAAAAAAAUUACUCUAAAAUAGUAAUAAUAUCAUCGUGAAUUUGCAAGAAUGCGUUCUGUCAACAGCAGAUGAUUAAUCUCGUGAAUCUUGAGGCUAUCACAUACCAAUAUUUUAUAUCCUUUUAUUAGCCGAACAUGUUAGCUUAGAUGGUCAUCUUUUUCUUCCUACAUAAAUACAAAACUGAAAGACUUUAAGAACUACGUACGGAUGUCAACAACCAUCAAUCAUUCCAUCAAAAGUACCACUUAUUUUAAAAUAGUUAUUAUAAUUACCUUCCAUGAAAUUACAGGCUUUUAAGAUCAGCCAAAUACUACUUGGACAAAGACAGGAAAGACAAGUUCCAAGCCAAUAAUAUUGACAACAAGUGUGCAUCUCUAGAAAAUACUUCAGCUGGGCUGCGCUUUGCCAAAGAUGCUGUUAAGGUGGAGAAAAAGUAAGUGAGUUGAUUUUGUAAUAGCUUUCCUCAUGCUUUUAAACUCAGAGAAACUUUGUUAUCAAUCUUAAUGAAUGAAAAUGGACCUUUUCAAUUAAAUUAAUGGCAAACUGCAGACCGAUUCCUUGUGAAAACUUUUUUGAGUUUGUGGGGAUCAAGGACAAUUUACCAAAAUUAAAACAAGUGAAAUUUUUACUCUGCACAUACUCACAUGUAGUAGAAAAACAGUGCUUUGAUUUCACAGUUUUUGCCAGGACAGGAAAAAAAAAGUUAAGUAUUGUAAAGAUUGGUGUCUUUCACUACUUCAUUUCAACAUUCGCCUUAAAUCCCUGUCCCUUUCACAAAGAGAUCUACCUUAUAAGCUAAACAAAUGUGAUCAAAUUGUUAUGUAGAGGUAUAAAAUCUGCAUCCUUCAUAAUGGCUGGUGAUCUUAGCUUCUUGUUUUCUUAUCAAAGCUUAUGUAAUCUUGUUUUCAGCUCUGUAACUCCUGAUGAAUGGGAAGAUUUUUCCAACAAGAAUGUUCUUAAGGCAGAACGCGAGAAAAAUUCUUCCAUUAAUCUGCGUAGCAUCAUAGAUGGUAUACUUAUGCAGACCUUAAGUGACCUUCAAGCCCAAUGCCAAGCUGUUAAUCUGACAUUCCAGAAGCGAAUUGAAGAAACUGUGGAAGCAAAAACAAAGUUAGAAAAACAUUUAGCUCAGGUGAGUUAUAGUGACCUUAACAACUUAAAUUCCUUCGCAACUGAUUACUUCAAUGUCUCAAGAGAUAUAAGAAUCUAAAUAAAAUCAAAUCAAACAUCAAGUAACAAUUGCUUGGCAAAGUUCUACCAAUUGACAAUAAAAUGAUGAUGAUGUAUAUUUGUUGUUAUAAAUAAUCAUUAUUACAUCAUAAUGAUUUUUAUUAACUAUAGGCUUUUUGGCAAAGUAUAUCAGUAGAAAUUAUAUCUGAUUCAUUAACCCCAAAUAUCUUUAAAUUAUCCAGAAAACAGGUUAUGAGAAUAGUCAGACCUAUCAGCUAGAAGUUAUCUUGAUCUAACACCAAAUUCUUACCACUAAUUUACAAGGAAACAUGUAGUGACCAGGGAGGAGAAUUAACAAGUAGAUAGUGGGAGUAAAACAGUUGACUUAACUUUUUUAUUUUCUUAGGUGAUGGAAGAAAUAGCUGCCAUGGAGCAGAACAUUGAAAUGCUCAAAAGAGCUAUUGCUGAUAAAGAGGCUCCAAUGAAGGUUUCUCAGACGCGACUGGAGAACAGAACCUUUAGGCCAAACGUAGAGCUUUGCCGAGACCGUGUACAGUAUCGGCUGAUAGAGGAAGUAUUUGAGAUCUCUACCAACAUUGAGCGACUGCGGGAAAAACUGGCUGAUGCAGAAGCAUCCCUCAAAGGACUGAUCAGGAAGCAACUUUCUUUGGAAGAAGAUAUUGAAGUGAAAGCAAACAGUCUUUUUAUUGACAGAGAUCAGUGUAUGGAGUUACGCAAACAGAUCAACCAUGUACCUCAUUGAAAGGCCUAUUUUAGGAGACAUGCCUCCACAACUCAAACAUUUUGAGAUGUAUCAAUAUUACAGAUUAGAAAAAGUAUCUGUUAGUGUUCUAACAGUUUUUUUUUUUUAUUAUUAUCUUGAGAAUCUUCCAAAAAUGGAACUGUCUAAGCCAUUUUUUUAAGUUGUUGUUACUUGUAGAUUUUUAUCACUUUUUUCCACUGGCACCCUGACAUUUCUGAGCAUUAAACACAAACUUUAAGCUGCAAAAAUGGUAAUUCUGACAAGUGAUUUUAGUUUUACUUGUCAAAUACUGGUUAAAUUCAAAUGCUAAUUUUAAUGUAAAUACAAUGAUGCUAUGUUACAGCAGAAGCUGUUUAGCAAUCAAACACAACCUUUCAUUGCAUUGUCCUUAGUCUUUUCUCAGUUCGUCUAACUUCAAUGAAUGUUGAUAGUGUGUGAACUUCAAUUUAUUUUCUUUUGUUGUUAUAUUAAUUGUUCGCGGGAAAACUAUUGGCUUCCUGUUAUUUCAGUGUAGACUAGUCAAAACUCAUCGAGAGAUACUGUGGGGUUACAUUUGUUGAUGCUUGACGAAGGUAGAACCAGCAAAGGUGUAUAUAUCGGUUGUUAUGGCCACAGCAUCUGUAAUCGCC
This is a messenger RNA of Pocillopora meandrina, 3199 nucleotides long. NCBI's taxonomy places the organism in Eukaryota, Metazoa, Cnidaria, Anthozoa, Scleractinia, Pocilloporidae. The record is from the annotation of a GenBank genome assembly.